AUGUCUAUAAAUUCAACUAUAUACAAUUAUCAAAGAAACAGUACUAGCAAUGAGGAUUUGUAUUUUAAAUUUAUUCCUGGCUUGUGGAAGGAGAAGUUAGCCAUGCACCUGGAUGAUAGUGGUGGGUCAGAUUGGGAACAUUUGGCAGAAAAAUUAGGACAUAACGUCCUCACACGUAGGUGGUGCAAAAGUUUAGCUCAGAACAGUCCGAUUCAGAUGGGCAGUCCGACUUUAGUUUUUUUCGAGAAGUUCUGUGGAGACUUGAAGGUUUCCGACAUAUUGGACGCCUGUAGACUGAUCAACAACGUCGCUUGCAUUGAUAUUCUUGAAGUCUAUCUCAAAGAUAUAUCGUCUGAGCGGCAAUCUAUGAACUCCAUAUCGACAUUUGUCCAAACGAAACGAGACAGUCGUUACAAUAGGAACACGUUAAACUCCGAAUCUACAGCAACCAACACCUUCAUCUUAUCAGACGAAAAACGCCCCGAAAGCAACGAUUGUAACGACAACUUCGACGACAAUCGCUGGUCGCAGAUGACUAACUCAUGUUGCACGGCCUGCAGUAGCAUACCUUCAAGACGAUUUCAUCGACCUAACUCGUCCAACUCUACAAGCACACAACAACGCCUAUUUCAGAUAAAUAAUUUAAACUUAAGUUCAAUUCCUGACGAAAUGCCUUCAAACGUGAGAUUCACGAAUUGUAGUAGUUGCGUCAAUUAUUUCUCCGACCCGCUAGACGAUUGGCCGAUUUUGACGGAUCACGUCCCAAUUAGUCACUGCCUCUGGAGGGAUAAUCGUUACUGGGAUCCAAUGAAAUCCAGGGUAAGCUCUCAACAGCAGCAGCAGCAGCUACUGAGUUGUCGCAAAAGUAUAAUUUGUAACAACACUCACCUCGAUCGAUUAAACUUAGUAGAGCAUAAGAGGCACCAAGAGAAAGCGUCAUCUACAACCCGAAGCAGCAGCAUCAACAACAACAACAACAGCAACAACAACAGCAACAACGUCAAAAAACAAUUCCGCGUGCCAUCGUCAACGUCACAGACGUCAUCGUCCACAACGAAAACGGUAGCCAGCUACAACAGCCUCAUCCCGCAAUCCUUACUGCGGCGAAACUCCGUGCAGAUAACUGCGUUCAUCACUCAUUGCGCGCGCAACAACGAUGAAAUCGCGAAAGUUGUCAAAGUUUGUAAAUUUCUACAGAAGAAUAAAAUCGCCGUGUCGGUGGAUUGUCUGUUGGCUGGAAAAGGUGACGCCGAGCAGAGGAAAUGGGUCGAAGAAAGGUUCAAUUUCGUUGACUACGUCAUAGUUUUAGUAACCACCUCUUACAAGAGUACAGUGAGGCCAGGAAUCAGAUGCCCGUGUUUCAAUAGGACAGACAGUAAUAAGAAUGACACUAUCAACAACAACGACGGCAGCAUCAACAACAAACUCAACAACAACAACAACAACAACAAACUCAACAACAACAAUAACAACGUCAACAGCAACAAAAACAACAAAACAACAGCAACAGCAGCAGCAUGCCCGUACAACAAAGGAAAGUUGCAUUCCAAAUUAGUCUACAGAUUAAUGAAAGAGGAGUACAAACGAACCAAUGGGACUAAACUGAAUAACAACAACAACAACAGCAGCAACAACAACAUUAAUAAUUUAAAUAAAUCCCCCGAAACAGAAGCAUCACCAACAACAACAUCAUCAUCAUCAUCAUCUGCUACCGCGGUUGCGACCGCAGCGACAAAUAGCGUCAAGAAGAGCAUCAGCAAAAACAUCGAAACCGGAAAAAGAUUCAUUUGUUUAUUCUUACCCGGAAGUGACGUGAGCAAUGUACCUGAUUGGCUGAGAGAUGACUACCCAAAUUUUGUCUGGCCAGACCAGUGGGAAGCCAUUCUAGUUACAAUGCACGUGAAAUUAAUAGAGUAA
Molecule: messenger RNA, 1917 nt
Organism: Helobdella robusta
Lineage: Eukaryota; Metazoa; Annelida; Clitellata; Rhynchobdellida; Glossiphoniidae
Exons: 5
Coding region: 1-1917 (638 amino acids)
Source: RefSeq, a predicted model, not a curated record